AUGCCGUCCCGGAGACGCACCCGGUCCGCCCGGCAGAAGAGCGGGGCCAAGCGGUUCUCCAUCGAGGGAGAUUCUGCCUACUCCCCUGGGCUGUCCACUUCAGUGUUACAUCAGAAUUGUGUCAGGAAUAAGACUGACAAUUUGUGAUCAGGCAUCUGCCCAAUCAAACAACACGUCCACACUCACCUAGACAAGUUCUUCCGCGACUGGCUCAGUCUGUCCGCCUUAUUCAUGACUCAGCCCCUACAGGCUAAGCCCCAUCCAUAUACUAGUUAAACUGGUACAUUUGAACAUUGUGUGUGAGAGUAUAGACAGCUUUCUAUAAUGUCAAGUGGUUUGAGAGUUAGACUUCCAAAAUCAAAAGAGAUGAAGGGUCGGCCGACAUCGUACGGGCUGCGGCGUCAGUACAGCGACACGGUGGAGCUGCUGAUGGAGUGUCAGGAGGAAGAGCUGCUCCCUGCCCAGAUCGAGGCCUUCAAGCGCGAGGUCGAGGAGUACAAGGAGGCAAGGAGGAAGGUCAAGGCUGCGAAGGAUGAGCAGAUGCGACUGGAGCAGCAACAGAUACGGCAACAGAAGCUGCAGCAACAGCAACAGCAACAGCAGCAGAAGCAGAUUGCAACAGCACCACAGCAGAAUGCUGUGUCUCCUAGUACUACAACCUCACAAGCCGAUGUAGUUAUAGUUGGAGAGAGCCCCCCCAAGCAGAUGGCCGCUGCCCAGCCCGCCGUCUCCAACGCAGCCCGCCUCCUCAACCCCACCCCGCAGCAGGUGUACAAGUUUGUCAACGUCCCGGGGCAGACCACCACCGCCACUGGCAACCAGUGGGUUAUCCGCCCCUUGAUGCAGGUCAUGCCGCAGCAGAAUGUGGGCAACAACCAGCUGCAGCCCCGCAACCAGUCAGUUAACAUUCAGAAGAGUCCAUUCAUGCCAAAGAGAGCAGAUUCCUUCCAGAACUACCCCCAGGGUCAGUUCCAGCCCCAGGGGAUCCAGGUGACAAACGUGACGGGGGUCCCUGGGAAGCGGCCCCUGCAGUACCCCCAGUACGUCAACCCCCCCAAGAAGAAGCCCCGCCGCCUGGAGGCUGACGACAUCGGAACACUGGUGCCGCUGGAUGAGUACUACUACGGCAAGAAGGAGGGUGACCCCACGUACCAGGAGGAGAAGGAGGAACACAGGUUCAAGUGCUGGUACUGCUCCAAGAUGCUGUACAACAACGUGAAGACGAUGAUGCACAUGCAGGGUCACAUCGACAGCGAGAAGCAGCAGAACCUAGACCUCAGUGAUCUCACCCAGUGCAAACACUGCUACAAGCAGUUCGACACACCAUUCGAGAUGCAGACGCACAUUGAGAAGGUGCACAUGAACAACACAAACGUCCUGCUGUGCCGCAUCUGUGAGAAGGACCAUGAGAGCCGCCAGAGCCUGACAAGUCACAUGAGACAGAACCACAACGCCUGUGAGAUGCCAUAUAUCUGUCAGCUGUGCCACUUCCGCUCCUCCAUGUACAGCGAUGUCGUCGACCACUUCAAGAAGAAGCACGAGAACUCGGAGUGCCUGUUGUGCCUGUACUGCCUGAAGGUGUUCCACGUGAAGUUCGUCUCCCAGGGCUGGGGGCAGACUCAGAACUACUACCACCAUCUACUCCGACACCAGUCCAAGACUAAUGCCAAAAAGUGUCAACUGUGCAAGCUCACAUUCUUCAAUGCACAGGAAGUCAAGGCUCAUCGGAAGAGAGACCAUAUGCCAAAUCAGAAGGGAGUUAUAGGUAUGAAUGCCAAGUACACCACGCCCGACCAGGUGAUGAUCCGUGUGCCGGAGUCCGGUCUGCAGCCCAAGCAGCUGGGAGUGAAGUCCCUAAAUGCUCCUGCCGUGUCCAAGGUGUCGGAGCAUCGUGGGCUGCGCUACCCGCGGGCUGUUCAGGAACUCCACUGCUUCGAGUGCAAGAUGAUCAUGGCCACCACCGACCACUACAAGAAGUACAUCCAGUGUUCCAUGUGCCGGUUCGCCACCAGCUGUAGUUUUGCCUAUGCCAACCAUAUGAUGGGCUUCCACUCCGGCCAGAUCACCAGCCUCAGCCUCAACAUACCCUGGGAGCGCUCGCUGCCAGGACCCAUGUAUUGUCUGUGUGGCUUCGGCAGUCGAUACGGGAAUACGAUAGCCAAUCAUCUAGUGUUCUGCACCAAGCGAUCCUGCUACAAGGAGAAGCCUAUACUACCACCCAAAGAGGACAGAGUUGAUGAGGAACAAGACCCGAGAAGAAGACCGGGAGCGUCUCUCCUCGAUGUCCUCGGCCUAGUCAAAAAGCCAAACAUUGUGUCAACGGGCGUGUCCGAGGACCACGACGACGGUGAACGUUACGAAAAGCGUUUCACCUCGGCUGCAAUCAGUGAGAAGAUUCUCCCGCCAGACCCACCAGAGGAGACUCGGGACCCAAGCAUCCCGCCCGAGCUGACCGGGGCUCGCAGAUGGUUGACGGUCAAGCUGAAGGACGACAAGACACCUACCAAAGCCUCUGUGUUUGGAACUGACGACAGUGGUGACAGGCCUUUCACCCCGGAACCGGAGGAGACCUCAAACGAUGCCAGUAACAUCGACUCCUUGGUGCAGAGUGCUCUUGCUGACAGUGAGGAAGAUGAGGAAGUGGCCGCUGUAGCAGCUGAUAAAGAUAAGGGUGAUGGAAUGACUGACUCGGAAGCGGACAAAGUCCAGGCUGAAGAUGAAGGAGAGAAGGAUGGAGAUGACGAGAAAGCACCUGAUAAAGAUGAGGAUAAAGAAAGUGGUGACGCGAGUGUUGAUAAAGAUCAGACACAGGGUGGCGAUGAAGAGGCUGUUGAAAAGGGCGAGGAGAGUGAACAAGAACCUGAAGAUAAAGAAGAGUAUUGUGAUAAGGACACAAAGGAAGCUGUUGAGGGCAGUGAUAAGGAGAAGGCCGAGGAGAGUAUGGACACAUCAGUGGUUGAGGAUAAGGACACAAAGAAAGCUGUUGAGGGCAGUGAUAAGGAGAAGGCCGAGGAGGGUAUGGACACGUCAGUAGUAGAGGAGAAGGGUGAGACGGUGCUGGGAGAUGAUGAAAAGUCGCCUCAGCCAGAUAAUAGCAAGCCGAUAAUGUCAGAGGCCAGUGAGGCAUUUCAGCAAAUGGAUGUAGACGAGGCAAAUGUUCAACCAGAUGUCAGUGAGAUGCAACCAGAUUCAGAGGUUGACAAGACACAUUCAGAAUCAGAGGUUGACAAGACGCUCCCAGAAUCAGAGGCUAGUGAGACACAGCCAGAAGCAGAGGCUAAUGAGACACAGCCAGAAGCAGAUUCUAAUGAGACACAGCCAGAAUCAGAGGCUAGUGAGACACAGCCAGAAGCAGAUUCUAAUGAGACACAGCCAGAAUCAGAGGCUAGUGAGACACACCCAGAAGCAGAGGCUAGUGAGACACACUCAGAACCAGAGGCUAGUGAGACACAUCCAGAAGCAGAGGCUAGUGAGACACACUCAGAACCAGAGGCUAGUGAGACACAGCCAGAAGCAGAGGCUAGUGAGACACACUCAGAACCAGAGGCUAGUGAGACACAUCCAGAAGCAGAGGCUAGUGAGACACACUCAGAACCAGAGGCUAGUGAGACACAUCCAGAAGCAGAGGCUAGUGAGACACAGCCAGAAGCAGAGGCUAGUGAGACACACUCAGAACCAGAGGCUAAUGAAACACAGCCAGAACCAGAGGCUAGUGAGACACAGCCAGAAGCAGAGGUGUCUGAGGUGAGUAAGACAGUGGAUGAGAGCCCCGGUGACAGUUCAACUCAGCUCGAUGCUGAGGAGAAGCAAGAACAUGUGGCUGAAGGUGUUGCUGAGGGUGAAGAGCAAGAGGCAUCUCAGCCUGAGACGUCAGUCACACCAGAUGACACUGACAAGGGAGGUAAAGAUGACGGUGAGACCAUGCCAGAGGGUCAGGAGAUAAGUGUCUCACACGGCGAAAAGCCGUCAUCUCAAGAGUUUGAGAAGAACAGGGAGGGAGCAGCAUCUCAAGGGACAGAGAAGGUGUCCUCUCCCGUCCCUGAAGAAGGGGAACAGUUGACCUCCACUGACAAGAACACCGAGGUUCCAGAGGAGGCUGAGAGUGUCGGGAAGACUGGUGACGAACAGCCUGCUCCUCUACCACCUAGUCAACCUCCCAGUGCCCCGGAGACUCUGGACUCUACCAAAGAUCCGAAGACUGAUUCUGCCAAAACCCAGUUGCCAAGCGACUCUCAACGGUUGCCAAACAAACACUACAGCCAUGAGAGGGCACGUGAUAGUGAGCAAGGCCGAUCUCACGACCACUACAGAGACCGAUCUGAUGAUAGGGACAGACACAGGUCACAUGACCGAGAUAGAGACAGGUCACAUGACUACGAUCGGUCACGUGACCGGGGAUAUGAUCGAGAUCGUGAUCGCCGUGAGCAGCAUCGAUCUGACCGAGAUAGGUAUGGUGGACACGGCGGAGGUUACGGUGGAGGUCACCGCUAUGAUGACCGGAGGUAUCCGAAUGACAACAGGAAUUACAACAGACAUCAGGGUGGCCAUGAUAGAAAUUAUGGAGGUUACCAUGGAAACCAACCUCAGCAAGGGGGUUACCGUGACAACUAUGGCAACCAAAGAGACAGAUAUGGUCAGAGCCGAGGUCAAGGUCACCAUGAUAACCGUGACUACAGAGGCAGGGGAGGACAUGGAUACCGUGGCAACUACUAGGUUUCCCCUAGACCAGUGAACAUGCUGAAGUUGAAGUCAGUUCAACUUGCUCCAAGAACUCAAGGCAGCAAUCCAACUGAUGGUGUCUGUCUCGCAGGGGUACCAUUGAAAUGUAUGUACCGUGGGUACGUGCUGGUGCUGGUGCAGGUUGAUGUACCCAGGGCAGUAUGUUUACAUUGUGUACCAUGGUUCCAUCAAUUUGUACCCAGUGUUUCUCUAGCCACAUCUCCACAGUUUUACCACAUUAACCACUUUGUGUCAAGGGGUCACAAAUACACUGCCAUCAAUAAAUUGUGAGCUUCUCAGUUGACUGAUGAACCUCCCACUUUUCCCAGGGCUUGUGAACACCCACAAAAGCCUGCAUUCCCAAAUACGUUUUUUAUCAAAAUCAUAUAUAUCAACCAGUGUUGGAAAUAAAAAAAGUUGCGAGGCUGCCAUCAGGACCCACAGACAUUAGAAGCUGCAGACCCUUUAAAAAAAUGCAGCUUAUUGUGACAAAGAAAUCUACACCUAAAUUUACUGGAGGCCAUAAAUACAAAUUUGAAACUACGUGCCUGACAAGAUCUACGUUGACAGGGGCCUACAAGCAGGUACUUAUUUUGAACACGGAUUGGACUUGUUAUUACAUAGCAGGUGUGGCCAUGUUAACACAAAGUGAAGAACAUCGUAAAAUUGCUGAACUGUUUGUGACUUUGCGAAAAAAAAGCGAUGGAAGCGUGGCACAUUACAAUGUAUACAUGUGUCAGGUACCCAGGGUUCAUUUUGAUGGUUCCGCGACCGAGAGAGCCCCCACCAAUCAACAUCAUCCUAAUAUAUCCAACAACACCAUGUGUUUGCUAAUAUGCAACAUUGACUUCAACAAUUGUACUUGUCCUUCAGGGAAUGUCAUCACUUGGUGUGGACGUAGCCCUCAACUGGAGAAUGCUAGAGCUACAUGAGUGCGUAGGGGAAUGGCCUUGUGACAGAAUAGUUGGGGCCAGUCACCAUCAACUGUACCACACAUGACAAUUCAUUCUUGUGUAAAGUUCUAGUUUUCUGCACAACUUGUCACAUGUUGAGAUUUUGUUUCAUGACUUGGUUAUCUGUCGACCCAAACUAUCAACGAUGUGGAGUCAGGUGCAUACAAUGUGUGAACUCCAUCUCUGGUGCCCCACCUUGCUGGGAUAUUGGGCAUUAGUGCUAAGAAAGCGUAAAACACUAAAACAAAAACUUCAACUUUCAGUAUGAUAGUCUUUACUUGUGAGUUUUAGAUUUUCGGCUUAACAUCACUGUCUUUUGGGCCAUAGUGGUAGCCUACUGGUUAGUGCAUCACUGUGUCACAUUGAAGACCUGGGUUUGAUUCCUAAUACACAUGAAUAUGAAGUGUGGAGCCAAUGUUUGGUUUUCCUUGCCCUGAUUUUGCCGGAGUAUUGCUAUAUGAGGUGUAGGGGCGGUCGGGUAGCCUAGUGGUUACAGCGUUCCAAGCGCCGAAGACCCGGGUUCGAUUCCCGACAUGGGUACAAUGUGUGAAGCCCAUUUCUGGUGUCCCCCGCCGUGAUAUUGCUGGAAUAUUGCUCAAAGCGGCGUAAAACCAUACUCACUCACUCACUAUAUGAGGUGUAAAACACUUCUCACACACUGUGAUGGGCUUUCAGUGAACAGGUCCUCGUACUCUCCUGUUCCUCGUGGUUCCAGUGACUGUCAUCAUUAUGGAGGUCUGAGUGGGAUUCCCAACACAAUACAACAUGUGAAGCCUGUUGCUAUGUCCCUCCUAUUGCUGCAGUGUUGACGGGACUGUCAGGCCCUACGCACUCACUGCCUAUGCUACAUGAAGCUGUAUAUAUACAUACUUGCAUUGCCUGCUGGUGUAACUGGUAGCAGGUGCUUGCCGGUGUUCCAUGUUGUCAAGUCCUUGUAAAUAUUGUCAUGGUUACAAACCAUUUUUCUACAUGUUACUGCAGACUCUUUGAAGCUUCUGAUGUACAAGUAUUUCAGAUAUAAAAACUCAACCAGAAUUGAAAAAAAUACAGAUUAUGUAAAAAGUUUCAAGCUAGAUAAAGAGUAUUUCAUGUUUGUCCCUCCUUGGUGUAGGCAUGUGGUAAUAGCAUGGCAGUUAGAACUUUGUCCAUGCGUUCUAAGACUUAGUUUUAAUUUGCUGAUGGGUCUCAGUUGGAGCUUUCCUCCCACAUGAAGCUGAUAUGACGGAAACACUGGUCAAGGCAGCAGUAGAACAAACUCACUCCAAUGGUGUUGACUAACUUGUUUGGUACGUGCAUGGACACCGUGAAAUGACAAUGUUCGACAGCCCUCACAACGGAGGCUUCAUUCAGAGUGUAAUUGUAGCUCUACAUCUAUCUAACUCCCAUACCUGAACAUACACUUACGACAGGUAUAGCGCUAAAAUUGCUUCAUGGAAUGUACCCAGAUAUAAUUGAUAUCAGGAACCAUUGAAACACUUGUUUUCGGUUGGCAAUUCUCAAAGUGCUGUCAGUGCCAUCUUUUGAUAUUACCUGUUUCAAGAUUCACUAAAUAUUUACGUAAGGAUAAUUUCUUGUCAAAACCUACGAGGGUGAAUGUAUAUUCUGAGAAUGUUAUGUGUUCAUGUUUUCACGAAGAAGGUUUCGAUGUGUUUUUAAGUCUUCAUCUACUUUACAUUAGGAAAGGAAAAGGGCAUGGAGUAGAUAGUUAUUGAACAGACUAAAUAGUCGUUAGUAUUACUAUUAUUAAAAAUAAUAGUCUUGGUUCUCAGGCACCGCCUGCAUCAUCAUAAAGUUCGUUCAUCAUAAAUGUUUCAUUUUUCUUUCCAUUUUUAAAAACAAAUUUUAAAAAAUCCUUAACUAUUCCAAGUCCAACAGUAGUCCAAUACUGUAUUCCAGUAUUUUACUGAUCGAGGAAUACAUUAAUGUAUGGAGGCCCUUUGAUUGUACACAACUGCUUAUUUGGUUACACACUAGUUUGAACAACCAUAAAAAAAAAAAGACACCCACACUAUAUUUUCAAAAGCCAUCGCCUGAGAACAAGUUCUUUUUAUUUUUUUAAGCCUCAAUGAUGGAUAUUUCUAUAAUGCAUUGUGUUCAUGCCCCCAAGCAUGCUUGAAGCUGUGAUGCUGCCCAGUUAUAAUCAUUGGUUCUCCGACAUGAGUCAAGUCACCAAACAUUACACAGGGAUUUAUCUCAACCUGCCCAGCAACCAAUGUUCCGCCUCAAGUCUGAAGCAAAUGGCAUUAUUAAUUCCCCAAUUUAAAUUUCAUACUUUACAAUUCCUAUUGUUGAUAUAGUUCAUAUAGGCUAGGCUUUGUGGAGGUAACUUAUAUAACAGGAUAAAUAGAGACUUACCCUAUUGCACUGAAUGGAAAGUUCAAAUAGCUCUGAACUAGGCAUAGCACACCAAAAUAGUGAAUCCGGACAGAACCCUUCUUCAUGAUAGCCUUUUUUGUCUGUCACAAGGUUCAGGCAGAUAUGAGACACUAAAAUUUCAACUGUCAUUUUCAAGGCUUUUUCAUAUGGGUUAUUAGCCUUAAGUUUGUCAAUUUUUUUUUAAAUCCAACAUACCAUGUAUUAGUCAUAAGACCUGAGAAGCAAUGUGAGCAUCGUAGACUUUCCAAGAUAUAUUUUCACAACAAACCAAUAAAAUAAAUCAAGCCAAGAAAACAAGUACCCCGGUAUAUGUCAUUUUGUAAAAACUAUAUUAAACAUUUCAAAAUAAAACUAUGAACAUCAGAAAUGGAUGCUAUCAUGUGCCCUUUCCAUAGUUAGUCGUCUACCUGCGUGACUUACAAAUGUCAGUCCCGGAGAUUCAUUUGAGUUCAUUUCAAUUUGAUUGUCAAAGAAUUGUACAAAGUGAGUGUUAUCAAGGUUUGUUGUAUUGAUAAUAAUGAUAAUGAUAAUGAUAAUGACAAUAAGUAGUAACAUGGUCUGUAAGGAGAAGAAAUGUUUGGAGAUCUUCAGCCCUGUCGGCAGAUUAGUCAUGUCACCACAAGGAGGUGUGCUGUCCUGACUGCGGGUCAGAGGUCACUUUGGACAAACAAUCUACUGAUUAUCAUGAUUAUGGUAAUGAGCUUACCGAACUCAAGUCGGCAAGUCUGUAUAGUAUUGUAUAAAUAACUGUAUUGAAUUAGGCAGCCCAGCCCAAGUGGUAAAGGUUGUGCCAUCGUUCAGUGUUCACCCCCUACCUGAUAAAACCUGAACUGAGUUUCUAUGAAUCAAUGUUUCAAGUUUCUGUACUUCAUUGUUAAUGGACACGCAGAAAGCCAAAUUUAGUUCUUAAAAUUGUACAUACGGAAGUCCAGAUUUGCAUUUAUGUUUUAUCUGCGCUGUUCUUUGUUGAACGCUGUAUCCCCUGCUCUGCCUUUUAUAGCUGGUUUUAGUGUAGACGUCAGUUUAUCAAGAUUUUAGGUUUCAUAUUUUGUUAUGAUCAUUAAAUUCUUUGUUUUGUCCAUGUUUUUUAGAAACAAAUUUUGCAAUAUUAGUCAUUUAAUACUUGCACGAAAGAUAAUCAAUAUGAUUUUGUAUUAUACAAUUAAAUGGGAUCUGAUCACUUGUGUUCAUCUCUGAGAAUAGAAUUCUGUCUAGACUAGAGAACCUUCUGACAGUGGAGAUGAACAAACUUAUUUUAUCAAAUUAAACCUACAGAUUUUUUAGAUCAAAUAAAAACCAACUGAUGUUAUAUGUAGAAGCAUCACAUCGGUGUCAUGUCAUCCACUAGACCAACAUGGUCUUCAGUCACAGAUCAGCUGUCAGUGUUAAAAACCUUCUCACCAUCAGUGUUAUGGGCUCUGUCAAGCUGGCCUCGCUGGUGUAGCUCAUCUUUUCAAAGACCCAGGUAAUAGGUGUGAAGCUGUUUCUGGUGCCUUCCACCAGGAUGUCGCUGAAAUAUUACUAAAAUCUGUGUAAAAUGCUAACAGUAUCAUUUGGGUGGUACUGUUAGGAAGUGGGAAUAGGUCCCCAGUAUCCCAUACUUAUCAUAAAGGCUGACUAAAGGAUUGGGUUCUCCGGCCCCAUACCUAGGCUGAUUGUGUGUGAUGUGGAUCUUUCCCCGGGCUUUUCCGUCACUGGCUUCUCUGGUCCAGAUGUUGAUUUGUCACAGGCCACUGAUACAGCCGGAAUACAGCUGACUGCAGCGUAAAACAAACAAGAAAUAGUUUUGUUUUCUGCUUGAAGAGUCACGAAUUUUUCAAAUUGAUGCCAUUGAGACCACAGGUCCUGUAUUUGUAUGUUCAUCAUGUCUUGUCAUUAGUAAACUGUUAUCAUGUGAUGAGCUAUAUCUGCUGGCUGUCUGUAGCAAGUGUUCAGCUAUGAAAGUAUGUAUCGUCUGUUAUCUUGUACAGGUAGGCAUAACCCUGGCUAUGUCAGGCACCAGGGACGAAGUACGUCUCAAUAAACUUAUUUUGCAGAAA
Haliotis rufescens (red abalone) is the source of this 10087-nucleotide messenger RNA. RefSeq lists its product as uncharacterized. The transcript is spliced from 19 exons. The coding region runs from base 325 to 4713 and encodes 1462 amino acids. Gene Ontology annotation, biological process: regulation of transcription by RNA polymerase II. Gene Ontology annotation, cellular component: chromosome. NCBI's taxonomy places the organism in Eukaryota, Metazoa, Mollusca, Gastropoda, Lepetellida, Haliotidae. The record is from RefSeq and is a predicted model, not a curated record. Gene Ontology annotation, molecular function: chromatin insulator sequence binding.